Molecule: messenger RNA, 3442 nt
Organism: Anopheles aquasalis
Lineage: Eukaryota; Metazoa; Arthropoda; Insecta; Diptera; Culicidae
Product: alanine aminotransferase 1
Biological process (GO): biosynthetic process
Molecular function (GO): pyridoxal phosphate binding; transaminase activity
Source: RefSeq, a predicted model, not a curated record
CUUCUCCUCAGAGUUGCAUUGCGGAAAACGAAGAAACGAAGUGCGGCAAAAUAUUUGCAUCAUACGUGUAGAAGUUUUAUGAGUUAGCGUUUGCGUCCUGUGCUCGGCUAAUUCAUCCCGUCUUCUGGUUCGCCCCGUUUGCCGACAAAGGCCAGCGGCUUAAACGACUUUCGUCCCGAUUAACAACCCGGCAAACGGCAGCCCAGGCGGCGAGUUGAUAGCCAACCAAACCAGAAUCCGCCGGAGUGAGAGAAGCAGAGAGCAUAGCAAGAGCAUCAUCAGCACCAGCAGUAGCAUAGUGAAUCGAAAGAGUACACGGGUUUUUGCUUUGACAUUCUCGGAGAGCGAGAGCGCGCCAGCUACAGAGAGUCCACAUUCACAUCAUCUCGACGUGUACCGGUGGUGUCGAUAGAAGGAUCAUCAACCGCAGAGAGGCAAACGCACAUCGAAGCUGCCAUCAUGACGUUCAGUUUCACGCUAGCGUUCUGUCAAAGGAGUGUGGCCGCCAGUCGGGGCACUAGUUUGCUUCGUCCCGGUAGUUUCAGCAUUGGACGAGCGGCCUCAACCCUACGCCAAUCGCUUCCAACUCGAUUAGCACCGGCAGCAUCGGUAACACCGACUACAAUCAAUCUUCAUCGUCAUCCGAUCAGCCAGCUCCAGUGCAGCACUAUGGCUACGACGGCCUGCUCCCAGCAGCAGCACCAGCGAUGUGUCUCCAUCGAUAACAUCAAUCCGGCAAUCAAAACCAUGGAGUACGCAGUCCGCGGUCCGCUGGUUGCCCGCGCUGCUGUGAUUGAGAAGGAGCUGGAAGAGGGCGCCAGCAAACCAUUCAAAGAGGUGAUCCGCGCGAAUAUCGGCGACUGUCACGCCAUGGGUCAGCCACCGAUUACCUUCAUUCGGCAGGUACUAGGGCUUGUGUCUUACCCACCUUUGUUCGACGACCCAAAUAUUCCAGCGGACGCAAAGCAGCGUGCCCGUGGCAUCCUUGCUGGCUGCAAGGGAGGUUCGGUCGGUUCCUAUUCCGAUUCAGCUGGCAUCGAGGUGAUUCGGCGACAUGUCGCUGAAUAUAUCCAGCGGCGUGAUGGUGGCAUAGAGGCCGACUGGCAGAACGUGAUCCUUUCAGCAGGAGCAUCAGGCGGCAUCAAGGUAUUGAUGGCGUUGCUACGCUGCCCGAUUGAUGGAAAGAAGCCGGGAGUGUUGAUUCCAAUUCCGCAAUAUCCGCUGUACUCGGCAACGAUUGCCGAAUUUGACAUGGAACAGAUCGGCUAUUAUCUGGACGAAUCGAACAAAUGGGGCCUAGAUAUCGGGGAGCUCGAGCGUUCCCUUGCGGAGGGAAGAAAGGUGGCGGCUCCGCGCAUCCUGGUCGUGAUCAAUCCUGGUAAUCCUACCGGCCAGGUGCUAUCGCGGGACAACAUUGAGCAGAUCAUCAAGUUUGCGCAUCGCGAGCGGUUGGUGCUGUUCGCCGACGAGGUUUACCAGGAUAACGUUUAUGAAUCGGGCUCUCGGUUCCACUCGUUCAAAAAGGUGAUGAUGGAAAUGGGAGAGCCUUACAACAAGAUGGAGCUGUGCAGCUUCAUGUCCUGCUCAAAGGGAUACAUGGGCGAAUGCGGCAUCCGGGGUGGUUAUGCCGAAAUUGUUAACCUCUGCCCAGAUGUACGCGCCAUGCUGCUCAAAUGCAUUUCGGCCCAGCUGUGUCCAACAACGGCCGGCCAAGCUGUGCUAGAUUGUGUGGUGAACCCCCCACAGCCAGGUGAACCGUCGUAUGAGCAGUUCAUAAGCGAGAAACAGAAGGUGCUCGAUUCGCUGAAAGAUCGCGCCGAACUUGUCGCUAACACCUUCAACUCCAUCGAAGGAUUCUCGUGUAAUCCGGUGCAAGGUGCGAUGUACGCAUUCCCUCAAAUUCGGCUUCCCCCGAAGGCUCUGGAAGCAGCCAAAAAGGAUGGUAAACCAGCGGACACAUUUUACGCAUUCCGGCUCCUGGAGGAAACAGGUAUUUGCAUUGUUCCUGGCUCAGGGUUUGGUCAGCGUCCCGGUACGUAUCACUUCCGUACAACCAUCCUACCGCAGACGGAAAAACUGAAGGAGAUGCUCGGACUGUUCAAAGCAUUCCACGAGAAGUUCCUCCAGAAGUACAAGUAAAACAUACCGAAAGGGGUAAAAGUGCCACGAGAUGUUAUAGAGUAGAGCAAGGAGCGUGUUAUGAUCGUUGCAUUAAGAGCUUAAAAAGCACUUCAUAUCUCAGCUUUCGGUUAGCGGUCAAUUGUGGAAGAACAUUACUUUUCAGUGCAGAUCAUAGAUCAGAUCAUAUCGACGGUAAUUAAAGCAACAUUAGAAAGAUAUGCUCAAGGUAUUAUCACUAAGAUAGCGGAAAAAAUCGUUUGCUGUUAGGUUUCCUUCUCUAACAGGACCUUGUUUGUUCUACUACAAAGCUUGCUAUUGUGUAUUGCUUAUUGCUACCACCUAUAAUGAAAGCAUCUGCGACUACUAAAUUGCACGCCGCGGUGCCGCGGUGCAUCUCCCAUUUGAUAUUCACUAUUUUACAACAAAAAUCGAGCAUUUGUUGAGAGUUUGUGUAUGACCGAUGUAUUCACAUUCACAUAAUUAAUCCAUUGAAAAGAAAUGUCUUCGUUUAACUCUGCCAGCAUGCACAUAUCACUUACGCUCGAAACUGUGUAUCUUUUUCAAAGGUAUUCUCUUGUUUCCUGGAUUAUAUUUUUAAAUUGACAUAACACCCAAAAAACCAAAAAACCCAAAAUCUUAAAAAAAAGUCAAGUCGAACUUCAAAACUGCAAAGUUCAACAGAUAUAAUUCUAUUCCAAAUUGACCCAAUCCAAUGGUAUCUAUCUAAUUUUUGCAUGAGGUAACCAGGAAAAAUAAGAAUUCAUAAGAUGUCGGUACCAUAUUGUUGAUGUUUCUUCUAUAACUUGUUAAUUGGCAAGCAAUAACCGUAUAUAUAUAUAAGCUAGCAUCAGGCAGAAGAGUGUAAGUAGGCGUCCAUUACGGUGCUACAUACAGUUUGACAUCAAAAGUAUUUGUCCCAAUUUUAACCAAUUGUCGGUAGCAGAAAAAGUAAAAGAGACAAUAAUUUUUGGACGAACGAUUUGGUCUUAGCUAUUACAAUUCUGACGAGAUAAAAAGACGGAAUCUCGUCUAAAAUUGAGCGGGAUAUAAAAUAUGAUGUAUAAAAUUACUCCAUCGAUUACAAAAUUACAAAAAUCUUUUCAACUGCGCUACUCCAUCACAUCACAUGAAAACGGCGUUCAAAACACACCCAACCCACUGCCAAUUACAACUGCUUGUUACAGCAAAGCGUAUAAUAGCAGCGUGUGUUUUAAUUUUGCUUGGCGUUUUUCCAUCUAUAUGUUCUAUUCAGCAAGUGUUCAUAGGACGAACAAUUGGCUGAAAAAAUAUUGGAAAAUAAAAAGUGUAUAUUUAGCUUGUA